Messenger RNA from Colletotrichum lupini, 354 nucleotides. RefSeq lists its product as uncharacterized. The record is from RefSeq and is a predicted model, not a curated record. The transcript has a single exon. NCBI's taxonomy places the organism in Eukaryota, Fungi, Ascomycota, Sordariomycetes, Glomerellales, Glomerellaceae. Bases 1 to 354 code for a protein of 117 amino acids.
AUGCCUAUGGCUGCGUUCCAAACGCCUUCCGCGAUCACGUCCAGGCCUCCAGUGGGUUUGCCUAGCAAUCUCGAGUCCAAUCGACGGCAACUUCACAAGUCUGAAUGUCCCAACCAUUUGGAAACAGACUACUGCAAUUGUCCGUGGCGUGUCGAUAAUCCCAGCGAUCCCCAUAAUCAGACUACGGACCAUUUCCCGCAUUGCCGCAACGCCGCUGGCCAAGAUUUAUGCUUUUGUCCCCUGCGUACUCGCCCUGUGACGCCCCCGCUGGUCAUUCCAGGCGGACCUGGGUAUUCUUCGCCUUCUGGGUCAUCGACGGUGAUGACACCACCCCCAGCAUGGAAACCCGCGUAG